This is a messenger RNA of Prosopis cineraria, 1220 nucleotides long. Its product is annotated as UDP-glucose 4-epimerase GEPI48-like. Gene Ontology annotation, cellular component: cytosol. Lineage: Eukaryota; Viridiplantae; Streptophyta; Magnoliopsida; Fabales; Fabaceae. Gene Ontology annotation, molecular function: UDP-glucose 4-epimerase activity; RNA binding. The record is from RefSeq and is a predicted model, not a curated record. Gene Ontology annotation, biological process: galactose metabolic process; rRNA processing.
UUGAUAUCUAAACACUAAACAGGCCAACAUAAUUAUAGUUCACUUGUUUUUUGGAUGAUCUAUUGCUUGCAUUAUAAGUUGGCUAUUGCUGGUGGACCUCCGGGACAGAGCUGCACUUGAAGAAAUUUUUGCUUCCACACAAUUUGAUGCUGUCAUACAUUUUGCUGGGUUAAAAGCUGUGGGUGAAAGUGUGCAAAAACCCUUACUUUAUUACAAAAACAACUUGAUUGGGACAAUCACCCUCUUGGAAGUCAUGGCUGCCCGUGGAUGCAAGAAGCUUGUGUUCUCAUCUUCAGCAACUGUAUAUGGUUGGCCCAAGGAGGUUCCCUGUACAGAAGAGUCUCCACUCUCUGCAUUGAACCCAUAUGGACGUACCAAGCUUACAGUUGAAGAAAUUUGUCGUGAUAUCUACCAGGCAGAUUCUGAAUGGAAAAUGAUAUUGUUGAGAUACUUCAACCCAGUUGGUGCUCAUCCCAGUGGUUAUAUUGGUGAGGAUCCUCGUGGAAUUCCAAACAAUCUCAUGCCAUUUGUUCAACAAGUAGCAGUUGGCAGACGCCCUGCACUGACAGUGUUUGGAAAUGAUUAUAAUACAGUUGAUGGCACUGGGGUGCGUGAUUAUAUUCAUGUUGUUGAUUUAGCAGAUGGGCAUGUUGCUGCACUACAUAAACUAUAUGAUUCUCAUAUAGGUUGUGAGGUGUAUAAUUUAGGAACAGGAAAGGGAACAUCAGUCUUAGAGAUGGUUAAAGCUUUUGAAAAAGUCUCUGGAAAGAAAAUCCCACUUGUGAUGGCUGGGCGAAGGACAGGUGAUGCUGAAAUUGUUUAUGCAUCAACAGAAAAAGCAGAGAGAGAACUCAACUGGAAGGCAAAAUAUAGCAUUGAAGAUAUGUGCCGUGAUCUAUGGAAUUGGGCUAGCAAAAACCCUUAUGGCUAUCAAUCACAGGAUUCCCCAAGUAAUGCUAAUUGUGAAAUAUAGUUACUGAUCUCUUCUGGGGUCUCUUGCCAGCCCCGAUAUACCCAGGGCUUGUGAAAUCGAUUAAAAAAGGAAUUUAAAUUGUAAAAUAAUUGUGAAAUAUAGUAACUGAUCUCUUUUGUUGGGUGGCGUUAAACUAGGAAUUUUAAGUUGUAAAAUAAUUGUUAAAGAUUCUCUUGCUUUUGCUGUACAGGUUAUUUAUACAAGGGAUACUGGACAAGAUUUUCAGUUUAAAACUAGUUCUACUUUC